CCUCUUCAACCAUAGUCAUAUUCUCCAAAGCAUAAAGAUCAUAACGAGCUUGAAUGUUAGUACUAAAUCUAUAUCGCGUCUCUCAAGUGUAAGAAAAAUCCCUAUUUUUUUCCCUUUCAUAAGUUUAAGCGAGUACUAUUUUUCUACUUAUUUUAAGGAGGAAUAUUUUUACGGCAUUUAACAGUCAUAUUUGGUGUAUCUUAUCUUAUUUAUCUGAAAAGGAAGGCACAAAGCCAAGAGUAUUUUUUGAAGGACCGACAAAAAAUUAUCUUUCGGAGUUUUGUUUUUAAACUCUAAGAAAAUGAGCCGACCUAAAGUAUUUGUUACCAGGCCUAGUGUUCCGAAAGAAGGAUUGGAUCUUUUAAGAAUAAGUUGUGAUGUGGAAGUAUAUCCCGAAGAGAAACCAAUUCCACGGGAUGCUCUUCUUAAGGGUGUGGCUGGAAAAGAUGGGUUGCUCUGUCUGCUCACAGAUCCAAUUGAUAAGGAAGUUUUGGAUGCAGCAGGUCCUCAACUUCGAGUGAUUGCAUCGAUGUCAGUGGGAUUCGAGCACAUCGAUUUGGAAGAGUGUAAGAAUAGCGGAGAAUGGGUAUACAGUUGGAGUCCAAUGUUAUUUUGUGGUCAAGGUUUAAAAAAUGCCACCGUUGGUAUUGUUGGAAUGGGAAGAAUAGGUCAAGCCUUAUUGAAGAGAUUAAUACCGUUUGGAAUUUCAAAAGCUUUAUAUCAUGACGUUUUUCAUCCCAUUGAACCAGCCGAAGAAAUGGGAGCUGUUUACACAGAAUUCGAAGAUCUUUUAAGGCAAUCUGAUUAUGUAGUUGCUAUGUGUAAUCUUAGCAACGAAACACGGGGGAUUUUCAACAGCAAAGCGUUUAAACUAAUGAAGCCUACGGCUGUGUUUAUAAAUACCAGCAGAGGUGGAGUUGUUAACCAGGAUGAUUUAUAUGACGCAUUGAAAAGUGGACAAAUCAAGGCUGCCGGUCUUGAUGUUAUGGUACCAGAACCGUUGCCUAAAGAUCAUAAAUUAACAACUUUGCCAAACAUCGCUCUUCUACCUCACGUUGCAAGCGCGGAGGUUUCUGUUCGCAUUCUGAUGGCGGAAAUGGCAGCAAAUAAUAUCCUCAACGCUUUCAAUGGAAAAGCAUUGAUUAGUCCUGUUUAUUAAUUUACAUAAAAGAGUUAAAAACUCUAUAUUUAGUGAAUCUUGAAUGAAGAUUUAAUCUUUUGAAAUUAUAAAAUGCAAUGGAUACUGAUUGUUCACGAUUUAAUAAAAUAAAAUGUGAUAUAACAAA
This is a messenger RNA of Parasteatoda tepidariorum (common house spider), 1286 nucleotides long. Its product is annotated as glyoxylate reductase/hydroxypyruvate reductase. The record is from RefSeq and is a predicted model, not a curated record. Gene Ontology annotation, cellular component: cytosol. Gene Ontology annotation, molecular function: NAD binding; glyoxylate reductase (NADPH) activity; hydroxypyruvate reductase (NADH) activity. NCBI's taxonomy places the organism in Eukaryota, Metazoa, Arthropoda, Arachnida, Araneae, Theridiidae.